This is a messenger RNA of Hypomesus transpacificus, 4232 nucleotides long. It is a transcript of the gene kif4, whose product is annotated as kinesin family member 4. The transcript is spliced from 31 exons. Gene Ontology annotation, biological process: microtubule-based movement; mitotic spindle organization. The coding region runs from base 332 to 4090 and encodes 1252 amino acids. The record is from RefSeq and is a predicted model, not a curated record. Gene Ontology annotation, molecular function: ATP binding; microtubule motor activity; microtubule binding. Lineage: Eukaryota; Metazoa; Chordata; Actinopteri; Osmeriformes; Osmeridae.
AAGUGGCGGGCAGCAGAAUCAUGAAAACCAUUGCAAGGAUUAUCGAGACAAAACAACAGCGAGUCAAACGUUUCUGACGAACUCUAGCUAAAUGUUAACACAUGACAUUAUUAGUAUCACAAAAGUAGUUAAACGGUAAAAGAAACUGACAAGGAUCUUGCUAUUGUUUAUCCCCAGAAAAACGUUGUCCACUUGAUUUUGGAAGACAAACGUUUUUGCUAGUCCCAUACAGUACUCAGCCAGGACGGGAGCGUCAGGUUGUUUCUGGCGAAAUUUAGCUACGGUAAAGUAAAUAUAAAUUGGCAGCUGGCUAAGGAAAAGAUUUUGCAGCAUGUUAAAGGACGACGAUAAGGGGAUUCCUGUGCGGGUUGCUUUGCGGUGUCGUCCGCUUGUGCCAAAAGAAAUCAACGAGGGAUGUCAGGGUUGUCUCACUUUUGUGUCUGGGGAGCCGCAGGUAAUUGUCGGUUCCGAAAAGGCGUUCACAUACGAUUAUGUAUUUGACCCAAUGGCUGAACAAGAGGAAGUAUUCAACGUCGCCGUUUCACCGUUGUUAUCUGGCCUUUUCAAAGGGUAUCACGCCACAGUGCUUGCUUAUGGGCAGACCGGGUCUGGGAAAACCUUUUCGAUGGGAGGAACCUACACCUCUUCCCAGGAGAGUGAGCCUACAGUUGGGGUCAUCCCCAGGGUGGUCAGAAUGAUCUUCCAGGAAAAAGUCAAGAGAUCAGAAUGUCAAUUUAGUCUGGCAGUGUCUUAUUUGGAGAUCUAUAAUGAGGAUGUCUUGGACUUGCUCUGUAUGGCUAAGGAUAAACCAGCCCUCAGCAUUCGGGAAGACCCAAAGGAGGGAAUAAAGAUCGUGGGCCUGACUGAGCGGCAGGUGCUGUCUGCUAGUGAGAUGGUGGGGUGCCUGGAGCUGGGGAACGCAGCCCGUACCGUGGGCUCCACGGCCAUGAACGCAGCCUCCUCCCGCUCCCACGCCAUCUUCACCAUCACCCUGGAGCAGCGCCGCGGCGGAGACAAGACGGAUUCCAUCGUGUCGAAGCUGCACCUGGUGGAUCUGGCCGGCUCGGAGAGGCAGAAGAAGACCAAAGCAGAGGGGGACCGUCUGAAGGAAGGCAUCAGCAUCAACCGAGGCCUGCUGUCCCUGGGGAACGUGAUCAGUGCCCUGGGUGAUGACAGCAAGAAAGCCACCUUUGUCCCUUACAGAGACUCCAAGCUCACCCGCCUGCUGCAGGACGCUCUGGGGGGGAACAGCCACACCCUGAUGAUCGCCUGCAUUAGCCCCGCCGACUCCAACAUGGAGGAGACCAUCAACACCCUGCGUUACGCCGACCGAGCACGCAAGAUCAAGAACAAGCCCGUGGUCAACGUUGACCCCAGAGCUGCUGAGAUGAAGCACCUCAAGCAGCAGGUCCAGGAGCUGCAGGUCAUGCUUCUGCAUGCACGUGGAGGGGUGCUGCCUGCGGUCUCUGGGUACGAGCCAGGGGACAGCACGUCCAAGCUGCUGGAGAGGACGCGAGUGCUGCAGGACGAGAACUCCAAGCUGAGCCGGGAGCUGAGCGAGGCAGCCGGGCAGACCGCCCUCAUGUUCGAGAGGAUCAUCAUGACUGAGCAGGUGAACGACAGACUGCAGUGCAAGCUGGAGGAGCUGAAGGAGCACGCAGCGUGUAAGAUUGACCUGCAGAAGGUGAUGGAGACUUUGGAAGACCAGGAGCUCAAGGAGAAUGUGGAGGUGAUCCAGAGUCUGCAGCAGAUCAUCAUACAUCUCCAGGAUGAGGGUGCUGGCCUAGCCGCCAGCAUCGAGGCCCUGUCUUCAGGAGGAGGUGAGGAGGGGGAGGACGGCCAGGCCUCAGGGAGUGGAAGAAACACCCCAGUAGACGGCUCGCCUGGCAGCGCUGGUGCCAUGAAUGAAAAGAACUCCCCAGAAGGCUUCACUACCCAGCAUGCUUUGCGUCAAGCCCAGAUGUCCAAGGAGCUGAUUGAGCUGAACAAAGUGCUGGCGCUGAAGGAGGCGUACGUGAAGAAGAUGUGUCAGAACGACACCAAGCUGGAGCCCAUGGAGGUGGAACAUCAGAACAACAUCAAGAGCCUGCAGGUGUCGGUUGGCUCUCUGCAGAAGGAGAAGGAGGACCUCAUCAUGGUUCUCCACUCCACCAAGAAAGACACAAACCAGGCCAAGUUGAGCGAGCAGCGCAGGAAGAGGCUGCAGGAGCUGGAGGGACAGAUCACGGACAUGAAGAAGAAGCUUCUGGAACAAUCCAAGCUCCUAAAGAUCAAAGAGUCUUCCGUCCGCAGCGUUAACAAGCUCAAUGUAGAAAUUCAGGCUAUGAAAGCCCAGAGGGUGCAGCUGAUGAGGCAGAUGAAGGAGGACUCUGAGAAGUUCAGGGUCUGGAAGACGCAGAAGGACAAAGAGGUGCUUCAGCUAAAGGAGAAGGACCGGAAGCGCCAAUACGAGAUGCUGAAGCUGGAGAGAGACUUCCAGAAUCAGGCCAACGUCCUGCGGCGCAAGACUGAGGAGGCGGCCGCUGCAAACAAGCGUCUGAAGGACGCGCUGCACAAGAGGAGCGAGGUGGCCGAGAGGAGGAAGGACGUCCACAAGGGCAUCGACGGAGCCGCUGGCAGAGUCAAGGCUUGGCUCCUGAACGAGGUAGAGGUGCUCGUGAGCACGGAGGAGGCCCGGCGCCACCUGCGGGACCUGCUGGAGGACCGGAAGAUCCUGGCGGAGGAGGUGUGCCAGCUAAGGCAGCAGAUGGACGCGGGGGAGAAGCCGGCUGCCAAGAUCAGGCGGCGCACCCUCAUCAUGUCGGAGCUGGAGAGCCAGGGGCAGCUGGAGGCGUCUGUGGGCAAGCAGGUGGAGAACCUGGAGACGGAGAUGGGCCUCAGGAACGCCCAGAUAGCCGACCUGCAGCAGAAGGUUCUGGAUGCGGACGGGGAGGUGCGAAUGAAGCAGCGCUGGGACACCAUCACCACCAUCAUGGAGGCCAAGUGUGCCCUGAAGGUCCUCAUGUCUGAGUUGGUAUCGGCCAAGACGGCGAACGGCAAGCAGGAGAGCGACUUGAAGCAGGAGCGAGCCAACCUGCUGGACCUGCAGAAGAUGCUGUAUGACGAGAGGAAGCUCAUGGCCUCCAUGGAGGUGGAGCAUCAGCAGCGCCUGGUGGAGCUGGAACUGAGGCACCAGGAGAAGGUGCUGUACCUGCUCAGCCAGCUGCAGAACAAGCCUGACGGGGCCAGGGAGGAGCUGAGGCAGCCCGAGGACGACCGCACCUCCAAACGGGAGAGAGAGCUGCUGCAGCGCCUCAAGUUCCAGGAGGAAGAGAUUGAAAAGAUGCGGGAACUGAGUGACAAGAACCAGAAACUUACGGAAGAAAACGAACAGUUCCGACAGAAACUGACACUGCUCCAGUUGGCCAGUGGUCGAAAGAUCAACACCCUCCCGCUGACUGGGGAGUCUCCUGACGAUUCCUUUGAGUACGUCCCCCCUAAGCCCAAAGGAAGGCGUUUCACCACGGCACGGGCCCCCACAAAGAUGGCUAUCGACCUGGACGAGUUGGUGUCUGAGGAAGAGGAGGAGGAGGAAGAGGAGGAGGAAGAAUGGCGCCCCGUCGCAAACGACAAAAGCCGCAAGACCUUGAAGAAACCCAGGGAAACCGGGUGUGCUUGUAAGGGUCGCUGUGGCAACAGACUGUGCCGGUGUCGCAAGGGCAAGAUGACGUGUGGGGAGAACUGCCAGUGUGAUCAUGAGAAAUGUCGUAACAUGGAAGCCCAGAUGUCCCAGAGCAUGGACUCCAACGAAACAGACGACAGGUCCAAGGAUUCGGUCUACAUCCCCCAGGACCCCACAGCCUCCAGCGCAGGGAACGCCACCUUCUUCCAGCCCCCCUGCGUCACACCCACCAAGAAGGUGCUGCAGAUCGGGGACAUAGGACACCUUCCUGCUGACCUCAGACUUCAGAGGAAACCUGUCACUGAGGAAAAAGAUGAGGAAGAAGAAGAGCGAAACACCGUCAGCUUCCUGAAGAAGAAGAAGCGAGUCCUGACCAGCUGUCAGAACAGUUACUUCUCUGGUUGUACUCCUAUCAGAGAGGAGUCGUAAGGACGGGAGGCAGAUUAGCAGUGACUCCAGCGUUGUGGUGCACUCCGUAGGACUGUCCUGUUUUGUAUGGUCUUACUGUUUUGUGAGUCUUUUGUCAAUGUGAUGUAUGUGUGUAGUUCCUUAAAUAAAUUGUAGCAAAUGA